UAGCCUCUCUCUCUCUCUCGAUUCGAAGCCGCGACGACUCUAGCCUCUCUCAUCAACGCCGGAGAAGAAAUGCACGGUCGUCCAAGGAAGGCUUACAAGCCAGAAGAGGAAGCAGCCUCCGCUGCUAAAGCCGUUAAGCUCCGAUCUCUCCAGAAUCAGUUCAUGUCCAAUCACCAUGCCAAAAUUUAUACCAAGGAAGCUAUUGACUUGAGCACGAAGCUCUUAGAGAUCAAUCCGGAGGCGUACACGGCUUGGAACUACCGUAAGCUCGCCGUAGAGGAUACCCUUUCACGAGAAGAGUCUAAUCAAGACUUGGUCAAGUCUGUUCUCGAUGAAGAGCUUAAAGUGGUAGAAAGUGCUUUGAGGCAGAACUUCAAGUCAUACGGUGCUUGGCAUCAUCGAAAGUGGGUUUUGAGUAAAGGCCAUUCCUCCGUAGGGAAUGAGCUACGGCUUUUGGAUAAGUUCCAGACCCUUGAUUCCAGAAACUUUCACGCUUGGAACUAUCGCAGGUUUGUUGUGGAGCUAACCAACAGGUCAAAAGAGGAUGAGUUGAAGUAUACAGAGGAUAUGAUCAGUAAAGAUUUCAGCAACUACUCUGCUUGGCAUAAUCGUAGCGUGCUACUUUCAAGUCUGCUUGCAAAGGCUGAGGGGUUCAUGCCAAAUGAGAAGAUUCCUGACGAAUAUAAACUUGUACAUGAUGCUAUCUUUACGGACGAAGAUGACCAAAGUGGGUGGUUCUAUCAUCUUUGGCUUCUUGAUCAAACUGUUAAUGUGGAGACUCCUCUUCUCACUUCCUCAUGGCCUUCACAUGGUUCCUGUAUCAAUCUUUCUGGAGGAGCUGGGUGCUUGAAUGACUCUUCUUCUUCUAAGCUCACUACUUUUUGUUCUGAGUCGGGUUCUUUUCCACUGAUUCUUUACUUCGACCAAGCUGUUAGUGGAGUAAGCUCGUCUACUGUCACGGUUGAUUCUGAACUGAGAGGAAAUGAGGACCUUGUUUGGGAGCCAGUUUCGAAUAAAAACUCUCGGGUGUCUUCUGUAUGGGUUGCUCGUCUUAAAUAUAUGAGUUCAGAGCCUUGCUUCCCCAAGGAAUACACAGUGAAGGUCAGAAUUGGGAACUCUCCAGGAAUUGUUUCUUCCAGAGGAUGUAACUUCAGCACUCCUUAUGAGUUUGUCUUCACAGCGCAUGUUCAUGACACCGUCCGAGAAGAUUCACAAGAAGUCGUUGUUUCAUGGACGGAUGGUUUCGAUAUUUGGGAUGCACAGUCAAAAGAUUUGAACUUUCUCGUCAACUUAGAUCAACAGAUGGGUUUGAAAUGGCGUCAGGAAGCUAUAGAGGAAGAGAUUGAGUUAUUUCGUGCAUUGUCUGACAGCAAAAUUGGAAAGCUCACUCUUGCAAGGCUUUUGAUGGCUAAAGCUAUGAUAUCGGAGAAUGGUGUUAAGGGUGUUCACUAUGAAGAAAUUCUCGAGCUGUAUAAUGAUCUAAUGGUGCUGGAUUCUUCGCACUAUCAUUACUACAAGGAUGAGCACAGCGUAGCUUUACUCCACAAGGUGACUUCAAGCACUGAAUCCUUGUCGAGACACCUCUUUCGAUACAGGGAUAUGAACAAUUCUGUAUGUCUCCGACUGAAUAACUUAUCGCUAUCUCGGAUAGCCUCUGUUAAGAAGUUGCUGUUUGUCCAAAUGUUAGACCUAAGUCACAAUGAGCUUCAUUCAACUGAAGGAUUGGAGGCAAUGCAACUCCUCUCUUGCCUAAACCUGAGUCACAACAGAAUCCGGAGUUUUUCAGCACUGGACUCUCUAAGACAUCUGAAACAGCUGAGAGUGUUGGAUGUUUCACACAACAACAUCGGUGAGCACUCGGUUGACACAACGAGGUACCUUUGUUCUUCACCCCUCUCUAAUUCGGAGUGGACUGAGGAUGAAGUUGGAAGACAGAUGACUAGUCUGGUCACCAAAUACUGGGAUGCGUAUUUUGUGUUAAGAGAUUUGAACCUGAAACAGUUAGAUAUAGCAGGCAACAUGAUCGCAGGGGACGAGUUCUACACUUUGGUUCCGCAGGUUGUGCCAACGCUUGUAUGGCUCAAUGGCCACAGAUUUAGAUCAUAGGCCAAGAUUUUUAACUUAAUUUAUAGAUCAUCAACUCCCCAAAGCUAUUUGGAUUCUCUUGAUGAUGUGCUUUGUUUUUGUGGUUUGUUUCUCAACAGUCUUGUUAUAUGACUUUGUUUCUAUACAACGACUGUGCACCAUUUAUUUACCACAUUUUGUAUUAA
Messenger RNA from Brassica oleracea var. oleracea, 2270 nucleotides. Its product is annotated as geranylgeranyl transferase type-2 subunit alpha-like. The record is from RefSeq and is a predicted model, not a curated record. Gene Ontology annotation, biological process: protein geranylgeranylation. NCBI's taxonomy places the organism in Eukaryota, Viridiplantae, Streptophyta, Magnoliopsida, Brassicales, Brassicaceae. The transcript has 8 exons. Gene Ontology annotation, cellular component: Rab-protein geranylgeranyltransferase complex; cytoplasm. Bases 70 to 2106 code for a protein of 678 amino acids. Gene Ontology annotation, molecular function: Rab geranylgeranyltransferase activity; protein binding.